UGGCGGCCGAGGAACGGCUCGGCCCCCCCGGAGCCAUGGUGACGGCGGAGGGCGGCCGCUCCCCGCGACCAAGCCCCGCCUGCCCGCGGCCGGGCCGGGUGCGAGCGGAGGGGCGGCGAGAUGGCGGCGUCCUCGGGGCGCACGGCGGCCGGGCUUCUUAUAAGAUUUCAGACUUCAGCUUCCACAAUACGAACUCUAUCAUCAUCAAAUUCCUUUUCUCAAAAUAUUCCAGGCUGCCUGUGGAAACUGGGCCGACUGAAUCAUGUAGCAAUUGCAGUACCUAAUUUGGAGAAAGCUCAGUCCUUUUAUAAAGAUGUGUUGGGAGCACAGGUGAGCAACAUUGUUGCUCUUCCUGAACAUGGUGUCUACACUGUUUUUGUGGAGCUGGGAAAUACCAAGCUGGAACUUCUACAUCCUUUAGGAGAGAAAAGUCCCAUUGAAAGCUUUCUACAAAAAAACAAGACUGGAGGAAUGCAUCAUAUCUGCAUUGAGGUUGAUGACAUAAAAGUGGCUAUGACUGAACUGAAGGAAAAAAAGAUACGGACAUUGAGUGAAGAACCAAAAAUAGGUGCACAUGGCAAACCUGUGGUUUUUCUUCACCCAAAAGAUUGCCAUGGAGUCCUUGUGGAACUUGAGCAAGCUUGAGCUGUAAUACUCAUAAAUAAAACAACAGAUUAGUUGUGAAAUUACUGAGCUAGUGCUGGGAAUAUUGAUGUGCUAUUCAGUCUACAAAUUCACUGUAGUUCCUGUGGAUUAAGUACAGCUUCUGAGUACUGAAAUAAUGCUAUAAAUUUAGGGUUGUUAUCUUUUUUGUUCUUGUUGAUAAUCUGAUUUUCAGAAUUAAUAUGUUGACAUUUUUUGACUUCUCUUUGAUUCUAAAGACAAAUACAAGUUACAUAUGCAACAUAGUAAUUCAUGUUCUGUUGCCUCAUGUUUGCAACAUGAUUUUACCUCUGUAACCACAGAAACUGUACAGUUUCUAGGUCAACCCACGUUAUUUUGUUCUACAUUUCAGAGCAGAGACACACUUCUCAGUGACAACAAUAUAGCUUAGAUAUGCCCUUUAGAAAAAAAGGAAAAAUAAACACUUCUCUGUUUUCACCAUUCACCCACCAUCUGUGCUUCACACUAAUUGAUUGGUUCAUGCAAUAAAAAAAAAUCCUUAUGUUAUUGUAUGGGUGUCUGCAAUCAGUAAAUAAGCUUUCUUUGGCAUAAGAAUUACUGCCAUGGAAGUUAUCAUGCAUAAGUCAUCAUUUAGUUGUUUUAUGAAUGUAGGCAACGUGAGAAAAGUACCUGAAAAAUUACUUGCCUGAAAUAUGUUUCAUACUGUAAUGUACUUCUGACAUUUUAGGUUUUUUAGAUAUUGGAUAUUUGGCUUUCAAGCUUUAUCCACAGGAAGGUAACUGGGAGAGACCUGAAGAAAAAGGGAUUCAUAUUUUCACUUAUUUUAUCAAUAUGAGUUUCCUAUGCAAAAGCACUUAAAACAUCAGUGGAAAACACAAGCCAUGUAAGUUUUGGUUAUGUAUACUGUCUUUAACAUUAGAGAGCAUGCCAGCAUACUUAUGCUUUGAUAGACUGCAGUCAUAGUUUGUUGACUUAUUCAUGGAUAGACCUUACUCUAUUGAUGUAUGUUAAGCAAGUAGCAUUUGUCCUGAUCAUUGCUUUUAUAGGUUCAUUUUGACAUGUCGGCUGUAAAAACUGAAGACUUGCUGUUUCUCUCUCUAGAUUUUUUAAUACUUAACUUUUUCCUAGCUAAAUCACAAUCUAAAUUUUAUAUUUUUCUACACCGCCACAUAUACAGUAGAUAGUUUUCAGCUUGGUAUGAAGUAAGUUAAUUUUAUUCUAGGAGAAUUUUUACUUAAUGGAGAUGGAAUUAUUUGUGCUCUGUGUCCUGUUUGCUACAACAAAAUACAAGUAUAAUGUUGACCUGAGAUUUUGACAGGGCUUAAAGACAUUGAUGCUUCCUCAUAAAUUAUAC
Messenger RNA from Colius striatus (speckled mousebird), 1978 nucleotides. RefSeq names its product methylmalonyl-CoA epimerase (gene MCEE). NCBI's taxonomy places the organism in Eukaryota, Metazoa, Chordata, Aves, Coliiformes, Coliidae. Gene Ontology annotation, molecular function: methylmalonyl-CoA epimerase activity. The coding region runs from base 121 to 645 and encodes 174 amino acids. Gene Ontology annotation, biological process: L-methylmalonyl-CoA metabolic process. The transcript is spliced from 3 exons. The record is from RefSeq and is a predicted model, not a curated record. Gene Ontology annotation, cellular component: mitochondrion.